This is a messenger RNA of Candoia aspera, 998 nucleotides long. RefSeq lists its product as uncharacterized. Lineage: Eukaryota; Metazoa; Chordata; Lepidosauria; Squamata; Candoiidae. The record is from RefSeq and is a predicted model, not a curated record. Bases 324 to 737 code for a protein of 137 amino acids. The transcript has 5 exons.
GUGGAGGAAGGGGCUUCCCCUUCAGAUGCAGGAUGACCCAGAAGUGAUACGGGAAGCAUUUUUGAUGACGUCACUGAUUCCCUUGACUCUCCCGCGAGCCGACACGGCCUGAGGAAUUUUGGUCACGAUUGGAGCCCGUAGGGGCCAGCCACAACUCUGGAGUGGGGCUGGUUCCCUUGACGACGGGCGAAUGCGUUAUUGAUUUAGAUCCUGAUUUUAUGCCUUAGCGCUGCUUAUGUUUUACUCCGUCCUUUUCUUCGCAACAACCCUGUAAGGCUCUUUUCACAUCUAUGGAGCCUCCGGACUCCUUUCCCAGCUGAGGAAUGGCAACUCCAUCGCUGAAUCCUCCACCAGAUCUCCCUUUUGCUGCCACCUUGUUCCUGCCCCUCCCUGCCAUCGUUUUCUUGGUUGUUGGUUCCUACCUGCUACUCCUCAUUCUGGUCCUGGUCCUCAGACAGUGCCUACUGGCCAGAGGUUUUUGUGCCAAUUGCUGUUCCUGUGAAAAGCGGUCCUGGCCAAGUAUGUGUGAAUGCUGUAUGGCUUGUGCUGAGUCAUGUGACUGCGCCCUUCCCUCUCCAGCCCGUUGUCUAGAUCACUGCUGUUCUUGUGCUAAUGGCUUGGAACCAGGAAGUUGCUCCUUUCCACGCCUGUGUCCACUCUGUGACUGUGCCUGUACAUACCAGCCCCCGGACUGCCAGAAUAUCAACUGUAUUUGUUUUGAGAUCAAAUUGCGUUAAGGGAUCUUAGCUCUCUAAACAAAAGGGAAGCGUAUCUGGGUGUGCGGAAAAAUAUAGGAGACUGCAGGGGAUGGACAAUAAAGUAAGCGGUUGCUCACAUUGGCAAAAUUAACUUUUCUGAUGCCAGGAGACUUGAAACUUGGAUUUCUUUUUAUUGGUUGAUUUUUUUUCCCAGAUGCUCUUGAUUUUUAUAAUGCUUGUUUGAUACCAUGUUUUAUAUGAAUUGCUGCAUUUUAUAAUAAACUGAGUUGUCUAUCCUCU